AGGCGAGGGUGGGGGGGGGGCAGAAAAGAGGGAAUGGAAGAGUGAUAAAAUCCGAGUCAGGCUUCCACAGGAUGAGGGGAGGGGGCGAGUUGGACCGAUAAAAGUUUUGGAAACACUGGCAGAGGAAGAAGGAAGCUGCAGAGGUUCCAUAUCAGCCUGCAAGAGUCGGUGUUGAUGGAAAAAGUCGGAGGCUGUUUGCGUGAAAAGAGGGGGAAGCUGCGUCCUCCUGCUCCUUCUGCUUCUGCUUCUCUGCUCGGCGAUGCUGCUGGACAUCAUCCAUCACCAUGUUCUCUGACAGCAGAGCGCCUGGGGAGCACAGAGGCUUCAAGCCUCCUCACUUCAUCCCAUGGCUGCGCAGCACUCUGAAGCCCCACCACGGCAGCGACCUGGGGCUCAACGGAGCUCACAAAUCCAACUCGGAGCUCCCCAACAACCUGACCCCGCCGGAGAAACCCCGUGGGAUCGGAAUCUUCUCUCUGCAGGGAAAAAAGCUGAAAAAGACAGAGAGCCGUUGCAAUGGCAUGGGGAUGUCGAGGAUGCUGCCGGUGGUGCUCAGAGGGCAUCAUAUUCUGCCGGGGAGUCUGGGGAAACAGAGGGAGGAAAGUCCUGUCAAGGAUACGGAACUGAACCAUGAUCCCAAAGGAGAGGAACUGGAUAAGAGCUCCACGUCUGAGCCUGCCAAGCACGCGUCUGAAGCAGAGCCCAACAACCACCUGAGCAUCGUUCACACUCAGCAUGACGGAACCACGGGAUCCAUCAGGAAAUACGGCCCGCUGGUGCCGCCCCCGUCGAUUCCUGCUCCACCGCUAUUUGGCGAGGAGACAGAGUGUAACACACCUGUUGUUGUGUGCAUGGAGGACAGACGGAGGAAAGUGUGGGACUACUCCAGCCACACGAUUCACCAAAGAGACCUACAUUCAUCCAGCUGGCUGAGUUCAGACUCUCAGGGACGACUGGACCGGCAGCACCGGGUCAAAUCCAGCUUCAGCACCAUCAGCAGAGCAUCACACAGCCAAAGAGACCUGAGGGUGCCGAGGGAUCCACCUGUGGAGGCGUUCAAUGGCCCGCUCAGUGGAGUCCUCUUCUCCACAGAGGUGCACCACAGAGGCCUGGGAUUCACCACCACCGUCCGAGGUCCGAGAAAACCCCGACCCAGUUCGCAGCACAUCACAGCACGGGACCAAAAUCCCAGCUGGAGCAAAGGCAACAGCAGCACAGAGAGGAGGAAACCUGGCUGCGACGUGAAAGAGGUGCGGGACCAGAUUAAGAGGGUCAUGGUUAAUCUGGAGCAAGUUUUGUCGGCACUGAGGAGCGUUCAGCAAGAAAUGAAAGAGGUGGUGCAGCAGAUAGACAAUCUGACUUCCUCCAUCGAUCUGGACGAGGAGGAGCAGCAGUGGCCGGGAGGAGGCGACAGCAGCUCCGGUGAGGAGGCGGUGUGUCCCGACAGCCAUCGACCUUCCGCACCUGAGCCGGGAGCUGUCGCCACGCUCCAGAGACGUGACUUGACCAGGAGUCGAUCUCCUCCAAACAUCCUGCUCUGCCCCGUGACCUCUGGACUGUCGUUAGAGAGGAGUCAAGGUCUUCGCUUCACCUGUCGCCUGGGCGGGUCCCCCAGAAUGGGAAGGUCCCUUCCGUUCGCUAAUAGUUCUCAUUCAUCUGCUUCAACUGUCAAAAACCCGUCCCUUCUUCAAAAUCUAACUUCUCAUGAGCCCAUGGUGUCCACCCAAAGAAGCCUCCCGGUUCGCCCGCCCACUCCAGGACUGUCCCCGCUGACAGUGAACCUCCAGCGCCCCAAUAGCCCAGGCUCGCAACCCCACUCCUCUGAGGUGUCACCAUCGAUCUUAGCGCCCCCAUCCUCCGGUCAAUCUCCAAACCAUCCUCCACCCCCUGCCCUCAGCCCGUCUGUCAUCAUAGAGACCCCCCAAGAUGAUCACCAGUCCUCACCCUCCCUACCCAGAGGUCCAUCCGCCAGCUGCCCACCCAGCGCCACACAGUCACUGUUGAACAUGACCCAGCAAAGACGAUCCCACUCAGCCGGGCCUGCUCAGAGAUCCAGGCAGGUGUGCCCCAAACCCACGGACACCAACAAACCUGCGGCAGCACCCGGCCGCAGAGGGAGGAGACCUCCACCUUACCCACACCACCGACUCUCUGAACCCACCAAGACAGAGAAGGAGCCCCGCAAAGCUCCCCCAUACCCCGAGAAAAGAAGACUGCUCUCAACCACGGUGUGAGACGUGGUGGCUGGAGAGAAGGACUUCCGAGAGGAACUGCUGGAGAACCAGCCACGGGUGGAGAGUGAGGGCGGCUCGCCUUUGUGGAGCUGUAGCAUCCGCCGUUGACUAAAUGAGCGAUUUGGCACUUGGGAUGCACUACCUCCUGUCGGGGCCUGAGAGGGACACAAGCAUCACCCCCCCUCCUGCGACAGUCCCCUCCCCACGAGAAAGAGAGCGGACCCCUACCCCAGAACAAACAAGGUCACAGCGCCGCCGCUGCAGGAAUCCCCGGCUAAUGACCGGGUGUCAGGACUGUCCUUGCUGCGGGACGGCCGACAAUUUGCCUCACUGCCCUGACAACCACAUCAGAGGUGCACUAAGUGGCUGGCCUCGCUCGGAGCCCAGAUAUUAACCUUCCAGGGGUCAAAUACAUAAUAAAUAAAUAAAAGUUUUCAUAUUU
Synchiropus splendidus (mandarinfish) is the source of this 2676-nucleotide messenger RNA. RefSeq lists its product as uncharacterized. The record is from RefSeq and is a predicted model, not a curated record. NCBI's taxonomy places the organism in Eukaryota, Metazoa, Chordata, Actinopteri, Syngnathiformes, Callionymidae. The transcript is spliced from 4 exons. The coding region runs from base 285 to 2234 and encodes 649 amino acids.